Molecule: messenger RNA, 1470 nt
Organism: Caenorhabditis briggsae
Lineage: Eukaryota; Metazoa; Nematoda; Chromadorea; Rhabditida; Rhabditidae
Exons: 7
Coding region: 1-1470 (489 amino acids)
Source: RefSeq, a predicted model, not a curated record
AUGCGAUUCAAAUGGGCGAUUCGAAGAAUUUUAGUUAUUUUUGUUGUGAUCAUUUUGCUAAUAGAUUUUCUUCUGGAUUAUGCGCCGGAUGGCGAGGAAUUAAUUGAGUAUGAAGACCAAUUUGAUCAGCAAAAGGAUGAUGUUUUUGUGAAGGAAUAUCUGAAAUUAAUGCAAAUGGGACGAGCCCCAGCCCGUCCCAUAGUGGAGAAAGAAUCAAAAGUUGAAGAGAAUUAUUGGUGUUUUUUGAAAAGACCAAAGUAUAUUGAAAGUCCUAGACAUUGGGUCAGAAUGGCUGGAAUCGAUGUUUAUUCUGCAUAUUUUGACGAUAGAGAUAACUCUCUUUUUCCGGAAAAUGCGGCGAUUCAGAUAUUAGUAAUGUCAAACCACUCAAUUGAAUCUAAAAUUCCUAUAUACUGUAAUACAUUUACUGAAAAUUCCUACUCAACUGUAAAAGGAUAUAUUCGAGAAAUCUGGCAAACUGGAUGGGAUCCAAGAGAUUCUUUUCAAGUUCCAAGUCUUAUUACAUGUCCGAUCACAAAAAGAAUCGAUGGUUCGAAAGAAAUGAGUGUCUCAUUGACAAGAAAAAAGUGCAAGGAUAACAAAAGUGCAAUGAAAGUGAUAAUGAAACCCAAAGGGUCGGAAAGUAAGAAAAAAGAAGUGGCAGUUUGUGUCAAAGGAUUGGAUUAUCAGGAAGACAUAUCCAAUCGAUUAUUGGAAUGGAUUGAAAUGCAGUACCUUUUCGGAGUGGAUACGGUUUCAAUUUAUCAUUUCUAUCUUUCCAACGAAACUCAAAAAAUUCUAAAAUACUACAAAACGAACAGAAAUCUGAAAGUCAUUCCUCUCUCCUUACCGCCUGGGAAUCCCAACGAACCUCUUGAACGAAGUGCAUUUCUAAAAGGGAAUCGUCCACAAAAAAGAAGACAUGAACUUCUUCCGUACAAUGAUUGCUUCUAUAGCCAUAUUCAUACUCAUCGAUAUGUGUUGAUUCUUGACAUUGAUGAAGUGAUAGUUCCGGUUGAAUUUGAUAAUUAUGGAGACCUGCUUCAAGACUUUGAAUCCAAAACUUCUGGAUUCCGCUUGAGCUCAAUAUCAACUCGGAACGUAUUCAAAUUCCCGUCUAAUUUCACACUAUUUCCCCACUAUCACUACAUGAUCUCAAACAAGAAACGGUCAAGGAAAACGAGUCUUAAGGGAGAAUACGGGAAAAGUUUCAGCAGCACAUCAACAGUUGCCACAGUUUUCAACCACUUUGCUCUUCACAAACUGUCUCCUGCUGUCGCUAAAUCUCAAUAUUUCUUGGCAUCAGAAGCUGUAAAACUUCAUUACAAGUCUGAAUGUCCAUGGGAAUCGAAAAAGGAAUGCCAUCAGUUACAAACCGAUGUAAUCGAUGAUACCAGUUUGGAUCGUUUCGAGCGGAAUCUCAGAAAUCGGGUUGAUCAAGUAGUCAAGGAGGUUGGAAUCAAGAAUUGA